Molecule: messenger RNA, 2441 nt
Organism: Gossypium raimondii (Peruvian cotton)
Lineage: Eukaryota; Viridiplantae; Streptophyta; Magnoliopsida; Malvales; Malvaceae
Product: homeobox protein SBH1
Exons: 5
Coding region: 842-1909 (355 amino acids)
Biological process (GO): regulation of DNA-templated transcription
Cellular component (GO): nucleus
Molecular function (GO): DNA binding; DNA-binding transcription factor activity, RNA polymerase II-specific
Source: RefSeq, a predicted model, not a curated record
CCUUACAGUCUUCCUCGAUUUGAUCGUUUCAUCCCUCUAUUGUUGUAUUAUUAUUAUUUAUCGGUUUCCUUUUUGUAAUAUAUGGAGUAAACGAUAAGAUAACAAAUUAUAAACGUCUAAUCUCCCUCACUUAUCUGUUUUUUUCUCUUUGUAGUUUGCCAGUAAAAUGGCAGUGCAUCAGUUAGCGGUGCAAGAAAAGAGGGGAGAGUUUUCAUCGGGAAGGUAAAGCUUUGCAUAUCCCCAGCCACAGGCAGUCAGCCACCAGUACUGCCUCAAACACACCCCCACUAUAUCUCCCACACCUGCUUAAUAGUAGAGCCAUGAGAUUUGAAGUUCUUUCAAUGCCUUGCUUUCUUUCUGCAUAGCCGCGUGCGUUCUGCAAACACACCAAACCCCCUUCCCCUUCCUUUUUUCUGUCUUUCUUUUCUUCCAAACAAGUGCAAAAGAAGCUCGAGAGACAGAGAGGAUUUUGUAAUAGAAAGUGAGAAUUAAUGCUCUCUGCUAAUGACUAGGAAGAUCAACAAACAAACUCCCAUUUUCCAAAGGAAAUCUGAGCAGGCUUUGCCAGGUUAGCCCCAGAGAGUAAAAUCCCACAUUUUUCUCAAACUCCACUACCUCCUGCUGCUGCUGCUAUCACUAUUUAGGAGUUCCUAUGAAAAGCCUGUUGUUUGUAGCAUAAAUCUCGGGAGAGUUGUAGAGAUAUUAACAAUCUUUAGGGCAAAAAAAUAGAUUGCGUAGGAAAGAGAAGAGAGAGAAAAUGGGUUGUGUUGUUAUAUAGCAAAGCCCUUGAGGGAACAAACUAGAGGGGGAAACGAAAAGAAAGAUAAGAUAGUGAGAGAUAAUGGAAGGUGGUUCCAAUAGCACUUCUUGCAUGAUGGCUUUUGGACACAAUAGUAAUGGACUGUGUCCUAUGACGAUGAUGCAUCAUCCCAUGACUUCUCAUCUUCAUCCUCAACAUCAACAUCAUCAUCCUAAUUCUGGCUCAAGCUCCUUAUUUCUUCCCCAACCUCCCACCAACAAUCAAGAUCAGAACCACAAUAGCAGCAGUGGUUCCUCUAUGAUUCUAGACGAUCAACACAACACCACCACCAGCAACAACAACAAUACCGGAUGUUAUUUCAUGGAGAGCAACGAUGGAAGCUCUUCUGUCAAGGCUAAGAUUAUGGCUCAUCCUCACUACCACCGUCUCUUAGCGGCCUAUGUUAAUUGUCAAAAGGUAGGAGCGCCACCUGAAGUGGUGGCUAGUUUAGAGGAAGCAUGCGCAUCUGCCGCCACUACGGGUCCUACUAGGACCGGCUGCAUAGGCGAGGACCCUGCACUAGAUCAGUUCAUGGAAGCUUAUUGUGAGAUGCUGACUAAAUACGAGCAAGAACUCACUAAACCCUUCAAGGAAGCCAUGCUUUUCCUCCAAAGGGUCGAGUGUCAGUUCAAAGCCCUCACCGUUUCCUCUCCAAAUCCUGCUUGUGGAGAGGGUGUCGACAGGAAUGCAUCAUCCGAGGAAGACGUCGAUGUGAACAACAAUUUCAUUGAUCCCCUUGCAGAAGAUCGAGAACUUAAAGGUCAGCUUCUGCGGAAGUACAGUGGAUAUUUAGGCAGUCUGAAGCAGGAGUUUAUGAAGAAGAGGAAGAAAGGGAAGUUGCCUAAGGAAGCCAGGCAACAGUUGCUGGAUUGGUGGAGUCGACAUUACAAAUGGCCUUACCCGUCGGAGUCGCAAAAGCUUGCCUUGGCAGAGUCAACUGGUCUGGAUCAGAAGCAGAUAAACAACUGGUUCAUUAAUCAAAGGAAAAGGCACUGGAAGCCAUCUGAAGAUAUGCAGUUUGUGGUAAUGGAUGCUGCCCAUCCACACUAUUAUAUGGACAAUGUUUUGGGCAAUCCCUUCCCUAUGGAUCUCUCUCCAACGCUUCUCUAAAGAAAAAAAUGUUGCCUUCGAGCUUCCAGGCUCCAGCCUUCCACCUCAACAGCUUUGAUUUAUUUUAUUAGUGGAUUUUGAGUUAUUCUUUCUUCAUCGUCAUUUAUUUUCUUUUUCUUGAAUUUGAAGUCAAAGAAAGGGAGGCUUUUAUGAUCAACACAUUUUUGCAUCAAGGAUUGGGUUUUUUGGUUGCUCAUCCAAGAUAAAUCCAUUGCACAUAAAUGUGAAGAAGUUUAGUUUAAAAUUUGCUUUUGGAUCUGUUGUUGUGCCUGAGUUUGGGUUCAGUUUAGAGUUGUUUUUGUUUUCUUAAUUCAUUUGGGUUUGACCCUUUUAAUUUUUAUUAGUUUUCGGGUCGAGGCCUGCUAGGGUUGGAGAUUUUAGUUUUGGGUUUAGGGGGUUGAGAAAUACCUACUCAACGCUUCUGUUCGUGGUUCAAUCAUGAUUCAAUUCAGUUUACAGGUCAAAUAGUGUAACUUCUUUUUCCGUUUCGAUUUAAAUAACCAUGAAAAAUGGACAUCGUACUUUUUACUAA